AUGGAUAGUAGUCCUAAAUGUCCUUUUGGAUUUUAGACAGAACCAAGUAAAGAUUCUCCUGUGAAGAAAGUGAGCUUUAAGGAAUUUCUUAUUCAGAGAUAAAGUGAUUAUAAAUCAUCAUUACCUACUGUUGUCUAAUCUAAGACUAGAAGAUGGGGAAAACAAUUAAGUUCUUUAUUAUCACCUGAAUUAUUCGCUUUUAGAUAAGCAUAAUCAAAUCAACAAAUACCAUUGAGUGAAAUAGUUAAAGUUGCUAGAAUCACUCAUACAAAAACAAACAAUGAGUACAAUUUUAAUUUUAUUGUAGCAAAGAAAAAGAAUACAAGAAAAUUAAAUCAGAAUCUAUAUCAAUACCGUUGCUUAAUAUACCAAUUACACCUACAAAUGGCUUUUUUAAAUUUUAACCAUAGCAUCGUAUGAGAAAAACUGGAAUGUAUAGUCUUAGAAAUUGUAAUGAACAAUUAGAAUAAAUUAAUAGAAAAUAAAAGUCUAAUGUUAACAAUUUUUCUCUACCUUAACUCACUUAAGAGGAGAUUAUUACAUAAUUUUUUCAAACCAAAUUUUAAAAAUCAAAUGAAAAUGAUGUAAUUUAUGAUUCAUUUACAAUUAAGGAAUUAUUACAUAAACCAAUCGGAUCCAGUGCAAGAUUAGAUUAUGAAGCUAAUAUUCUGUUUACAAAGAUUACUUCUGAUUAUACUUUAUAUUAAAAAUACAAAGGAAGACAUAUUAGACAUUUGAAAGAAGUUUAUCGUAGUUUAUUAGGUGUUGGAUAUGAUAAAGAAAUUAUAAUGGAUCCUGGAAGACUUAAAAGUAUCCAUUCUUAAUUAAAUAUAAAAAAUGAUUAGUUUUUAAGAUUUAAAUACUUAUUCAUUAAUUAGUUUCUCGAAAUGGAAACUCCUUUGGAUUUAUUUUUUAAAGGUUGUCACAAAAUAGAAAGUUUUAAACCAUUAGUUUUAAAUAAAGUAAAUACACAUUAAAAUUUAUAAAUAGCCUUUAGAUUUCGAAAUCUAUGGUUAAGAUGUAGGAAUUAAGAAAAUUACAGAAUCUAUGUAUGAUAAAAUAUUUAAAGAUUAUACACUUUCUCCAUAUUUUAUAUUGAUUGAUAAAGAAACUCAAGCAAAGAAAUUUUCUCGUUUAUUUGCAUAGUUAAUUGAUCAUACUGAUUCUCCAAAUUAUACUUUAGAAAUAUUAAGAGAAAGACAUAUUUAAUAUAAUUUAACUUUAGUUUAAUUUGCAAAUUUUAAAUUUUAUCUUUCAAUGACUUUGUAAUAAUAAUAAAUAGGAUUCAAACACAUUAGAUCUUUAUUGAGAAAAAUGGAUACUUAUAAAUAUGCUAUUUUAAACAAAGAAAGUUUAUAAGAAACAUUAAAUGCUUUUGGAUAUAAAGAGUUUAUAGAUGGAUUGGUUAAGUAAUGUUAAACUGAGCCAAUUUUAUUUGAAUUAUUUAAUAAAAGAGGUAAGCACAGAUUUACAGCUCAUUGUGAAAAUAUGAUUCAUUUUUUUUUUCGAGAUAAUGUAAAAUCAAUAACAGAUUAAGAUAUAGAAUAAAUACAUAAAUGUAAUGCCAUAAUUACAGAAAAGGUCUUUUUAAAAAUGAAGGAACAUACAUUUUAAUCCCUAAAAAAAAUAACAAAAGAUGCUCUUAUAAUUUCUGAUUUUGAAGAAGAUUGGGAAGAAAUAACACCUUUUAUACUAAACCGAUCAAAAAAACAAAUUGUUAAAUAAAUGGGAGGCUAAACUUUCAUUAGUAAUCUUGCCUCUACUUUAGCCUUUGAAAUGUAAUAAAGACCAUAAUUAAACAAAGUUUUUGAGGUACAGAUUAAUUAAUAUAAUUAUAAUAGGAUAAUGAUACUUGUAUUGUAUAGAAUCUAAGAUGUAAAUUAAAUUUAAUGCUUUAUGGAAUUCAUUUCUAUAAAAAAACAGAAUUAGAGGUUCUUCAUAAAAGAUUAAAAAUAUCAGAAUAAGUUUAUUUUGAAUUUUAAUAAGUAAAAAUUAUUAAAUUAAUAAGGCCACUAAACACAUUCUUGAAAAUUUUCCUAAAUUGUAAUGGUUAAAUAAAAUUUUGGAAGAUUAUAAAAAACAUAUUGUUUCUGAUUGAUGAUAACUUUAAUGCAUAUUUUAUUUUUGAUUAUAAUGGGUAUUUUUAAUAAAUAUAAUAAUGUUUUCUGCAUCAGAACACUCAAAGUCAGUUAAGACUUGUUCAUUUAAGGAAUUCAUAGAACUUUUAUCAACUGAUAGAAAGUAAACGCUACCAAUAUUAAAUAAACGAAAAUCACAGUAGACUCUUGGAAGCAUUAUACAUCAUCAUAACGAUAGUGCAUAACUAAAAGAUAUCCAAUUAGCUUAAAAUAUACGACAUGUAUAAAAUAAUAAUAUUAUUGAAUAUGCCAUAAGCUUGUCGUAGUUAAGGCAUGAUAGCUAUAUAAACUUAACAAUAAGACUCAGAAAUAAAUAAUAAUAAUAAUAUGAGAUUCAAGUAAAUAAUAGAUAGUCCUUCAUAUAAGAGCUCGAAUCAUUUAGUUUCAUAUGAAAAAAGUAGUUUUAGUUAACAUUUUCGGAUAACAUCUUAAAGAUCAAGUCCAUAAUAGAAAAAAAUAAGUAUUAUAAGAAAUCAUCAGUUGUUUGUUGAUGUAGUUAAAGGGUCUGAGAGAAUAAAAAAUGAUAUAGGUUGUCCUCAUAGUCCUCAACUUUAGAAGUCGCAAUAGUAGAUAAUUUCAGGAUAUUUGAAAGAUUUAGCAAUGUAAAUUUACUAAUUAAUUAAUAAAGAAAAAGAAGAGUCGUAUAAAAACCAUAAGGAAUAGAUGCAAGAUUGGAUUUUGAGACAGAAUUAAUUUAUUCUGCUUUAACAUAGGAUGGUGAUUUAGCUAAGAAAUUUUAUAAUAAAACAGGAUCUCAUGUUAAAUAAAUAUUCAGAAAUAUAUUAGCUACAGGAUAUGAUUAAUAGAUCUAUUUAGAUUUAAAUAGGAUUCGAAGUAUUCAUUUAGGUUUGAAUUUAAAAAGUUUCCAUUUCUUCAGAUUUAAAUAUCAUUUUAUGAAUAGAUUUAUGUAGAUGGGUAUACCUGUAGAAUAAUUAUUUAAAUGUUGUGAGAGAAUAGAAAAUGUGAGACCUUAUAUUUUAAAUGAAAAAAUGGAAUAUGAUGUAUAUGGUGGUUAAGAUGGUAUUGAAUUGUGUGCAAAUUAAAUGUAUGCUAAAAUAUUUGCAGAUAUAACAUUGGAAUAUUAUUUUGUGGGAAUUGAUAGAGCAACUUAGGCAUCAAAAUUUGCUAAACUUUUCUUUUAAUUAAUUUAUCAUAUGGAUUCUCCAAAUUAUACAAAUGAAGUUUUAAGAGAGAGACAUGUUAAAUACGAAUUAACUAAUGUAUAACUUACAAAUUUUAAAUUUUAUCUUGCUUUAACUUUAUAAGAGUUAUAAGUUCCUUUUAAAUAUGCGAGUGCAUUACUUAGAAGAAUGGAUAUUUAUAAAUAUGCUAUAAUUAAUAAAAAUAGUUUAUAAGAUUAUAUAUGUAAUUAUGGUUAUAAUUAAUUUAUUGAAUAAUUUGUUAAAAGUUGUUUAGAAGAGCCAGUUUUGUAUGAUUUAAUUUAAAGAAGAGGAAAGGCUAAAUUUACAGGUCAUUGUGAAAAUAUAUUUCAUUACUUUUUUCGAUAUAAUGUUAAAGCAAUUACUUUAGAUGAUUUAGAAGAAAUUCAUUAUCAUAAAACAAUAAUUACUGAUAAGAUUUUUAUGAAGUUAAAAGAAAAAGCUAUGGCUGAAGUAGCUAAACUUACAGAUGAUCGUAUUGUUUUAGAAGAUUUUGAUGAAGAUUGGGAUGAAAUAAAACCAUUGAUUUUAAGUGAUCCUAGAAUGUCUUAUCUAAAAACAAAAGAUAGAGAUGUUUUAAUAAAUGAAUUAGCAUAUAAUUUAGAAAAUGAGUUGUAUUCACGAUAAUUAAACGUUAUUUAUGAAGUAUUUUGAUUUAUAAUAAUAUUUAGACAGAAGAAAUAAAUAUGAUGAGAAAUAUCAAAAGCAAGUUGAAUUUGUUAGUUUAUACUAUUAAGUUCUUUAAGAGAACUGAUUUAGAAGUAAUACAUAGGAGAUUCAGAAUCAGUGAAAGUUAAUAUUUUGAUUUCUAAUAAAGCUUUAAAUCACUUUUAGAGAAAGUUCCUGAACUUCACUAUAUUCAUGGUUUAUUAGAAGAAUAUAAAAAAUAUAUUGUUUCGGAUUGA
Messenger RNA from Paramecium sonneborni, 4203 nucleotides. The record is from the annotation of a GenBank genome assembly. NCBI's taxonomy places the organism in Eukaryota, Ciliophora, Oligohymenophorea, Peniculida, Parameciidae.